AUGAAAUUCACCACCGUCUUCCUUACCAUUCUUGCUACUGCAUCUGCCUUCGUCAUUCCCGAGGGUAGUCGACGCGACGGCAUCUACCUCUUCUCCAAGGACGCCAAUGGCAACGACGUGAUGGAGUUUAAGCCGUACGCCAAAGCAGACGGUAUCACCGGUGUAACUCCCAACGUCAAGCGCGAUGACCGUAUCGAUGUUGGCUGUGAAGGCCCUGCUCUCGACCGCAAUGAUGAACACCAAGCCUGGCUUAAUGCUCGCCAGUGGUGCACGGAUGGCAACAGCCAGGGCUACGGCGCCAUUGCCAUGCCCUCUGCCGGAAGCGCUCUCUACUACAUGUGUGUCUUUACCUCGCACGCUCAAACCUGCAAUAACAACGAAAUCGACCUCGCUGGUGCCAGACUCAACAACCAGUGCGGUCUCGGGGGUGGCUACGUCUUCUUCCACCGCUGGAACAAGUCUAUUGGACGCACUGUUCAGGGACAGCGAUUCUGCACCAACCUGUAA
Messenger RNA from [Torrubiella] hemipterigena, 507 nucleotides. Lineage: Eukaryota; Fungi; Ascomycota; Sordariomycetes; Hypocreales; Clavicipitaceae. The record is from the annotation of a GenBank genome assembly.